Symphalangus syndactylus (siamang) is the source of this 3597-nucleotide messenger RNA. It is a transcript of the gene QRSL1, whose product is annotated as glutaminyl-tRNA amidotransferase subunit QRSL1. Gene Ontology annotation, molecular function: glutaminyl-tRNA synthase (glutamine-hydrolyzing) activity. Gene Ontology annotation, biological process: mitochondrial translation; glutaminyl-tRNAGln biosynthesis via transamidation. The record is from RefSeq and is a predicted model, not a curated record. Gene Ontology annotation, cellular component: glutamyl-tRNA(Gln) amidotransferase complex; mitochondrion. NCBI's taxonomy places the organism in Eukaryota, Metazoa, Chordata, Mammalia, Primates, Hylobatidae.
GAACUGUUAUUCCGCUCUUCGCAUAAGAAAUGCUCAAAUUAACGUUCCAGUCAGUAUUCUGUCCAUUCUCCUCCCUCACUUUCACCCUCUCCACUUUAAAAAAAAAGGGGGCGGGAGAUUAAAAAGCAGGUGCGCAAACCCCCUAGAUCCCUUCCCUGUCCUGGGAGCCCUCGGCGGGACAAGCAGACACCGCUCGCAAUCCAACGCCAGAGAAUAGAACGCUUGCCGACUGCCGCCGCGACCCUGGCCCGGAAUCUCCUUGCCUGCCCGCUCUCCUUAGCCGCCGGGAUGGCUUUGCGGCGCCAACCAAUCGCCUGCAAAGAUCAUUUCCUCGGGCUGCAAUUCAACCAAUCCAAGUACUCGGUGUUGAAGGGCUCAGUGACAUUAAAGAUGGCUGCGCCCAUGUAACAUCACUAGCGACCGGUGACCUCUUUUUCCUCCUUGCCUGGCUCCUGUGGUGGCAGGCUGGGCACAAGGACCAUGCUGGGCCGGACCCUCCGAGAAGUUUCUGCGGCACUGAAACAAGGCCAAAUUACACCAACAGAGCUCUGUCAAAAAUGUCUCUCUCUUAUCAAGAAGACCAAGUUUCUAAAUGCCUACAUUACUGUCUCAGAAGAGGUGGCCUUAAAACAAGCUGAAGAAUCAGAAAAGAGAUAUAAGAAUGGACAGUCACUUGGGGAUUUAGAUGGAAUUCCUAUUGCAGUAAAAGACAACUUCAGCACGUCCGGCAUUGAGACAACAUGUGCAUCAAAUAUGCUGAAAGGUUAUAUACCACCUUAUAAUGCUACUGUAGUUCAGAAGUUGUUGGAUCAGGGAGCUCUACUAAUGGGAAAAACAAAUUUAGAUGAGUUUGCUAUGGGAUCUGGGAGCACAGAUGGUGUAUUUGGACCAGUUAAAAACCCCUGGAGUUAUUCAAAACAAUAUAGAGAAAAGAGGAAGCAGAAUCCCCACAGCGAGAAUGAGGAUUCAGACUGGCUGAUAACUGGAGGAAGCUCAGGUGGGAGUGCAGCUGCCGUAUCGGCGUUCACAUGCUAUGCGGCUUUAGGAUCAGAUACAGGAGGAUCGACCAGAAAUCCUGCUGCCCACUGUGGGCUUGUUGGUUUCAAACCAAGCUAUGGCUUAGUUUCCCGUCAUGGUCUCAUUCCCCUGGUGAAUUCGAUGGAUGUGCCAGGAAUCUUAACCAGAUGUGUGGAUGAUGCAGCAGUUGUGUUGGGUGCACUGGCUGGACCUGACCCCAAGGACUCUACCACAGUACAUGACCCUAUUAAUAAACCAUUCAUGCUUCCCAGUUUGGCAGAUGUGAGCAAACUAUGUAUAGGAAUUCCAAAGGAAUAUCUUGUACCAGAAUUAUCAAGUGAAGUACAGUCUCUUUGGUCCAAAGCUGCUGACCUCUUUGAGUCUGAGGGGGCCAAAGUAGUUGAAGUAUCCCUUCCUCACACCAGUUAUUCAAUUGUCUGCUACCACGUAUUGUGUACAUCGGAAGUGGCAUCGAAUAUGGCAAGAUUUGAUGGGCUACAAUAUGGUCACAGAUGUGACAUUGAUAUGUCCACUGAAGCCAUGUAUGCUGCAACCAGACGAGAAGGGUUCAAUGAUGUGGUGAGAGGAAGAAUUCUCUCAGGAAACUUUUUCUUGUUAAAAGAAAACUAUGAAAAUUAUUUCGUCAAAGCACAGAAAGUGAGACGCCUCAUUGCUAAUGACUUUGUAAAUGUUUUUAACUCUGGAGUAGAUGUCUUGUUAACUCCCACCACCUUGAGUGAGGCUGUACCAUACUUGGAGUUCAUCAAAGAGGACAACAGAACCCGAAGUGCCCAGGAUGAUAUUUUUACACAACCUGUAAAUAUGGCAGGAUUGCCAGCAGUGAGUAUCCCUGUUGCACUCUCAAACCAAGGGUUGCCAAUGGGACUGCAGUUUAUUGGACGUGCGUUUUGUGACCAGCAGCUUCUUACAGUAGCCAAAUGGUUUGAAAAACAAGUACAGUUUCCUUUUAUUCAACUUCAAGAACUCGUGGAUGAUUGUUCAGCAGUCCUUGAAAAUGAAAAGUUAGCCUCUGUCUCUCUAAAACAGUAAACAUAUCUUACAAAUUUAAAUGACUUUUAGGCUGGGUGCGGUGGCUUACACCUGUAAUCCCAGCACUUUGGGAGGCUGAGGCAAGUGGAUCACGAGGUCAGAAGAUCUAGAACAGCCUGGUCAACAUGGUGAAACCCCGUCUCUACUAAAAAUACAAAAAUUAGCCAGGCUUAGCGGUAGGCGUCUGUAGUCCCAGCUACUCGGGAGGCUGAGGCAGGAGAAUCACUUGAACCCCAGAGGCGGAGGUUGCAGUGAGCCGAGAUCGUGCCACUGCACUGCACUCCAGCCUGGGUGACAAAGCAAGACUCUGUCUCAAAAUAAAUAAAUAAAAUAAAAUAACAGAGAUUCUAUACUCUAGAGAGUUAAAUGGUCUUGCUCAAGUCUUGUAGUUAGGUUUCUUAUUAAUACAGUCAUUCCAUGGAAUUACUAUUUAAAAUUCCUGUGACAAUAAUAAAUAAUGUGUCAGCAUUUAGUAAGCAUUCACUAAGUGUACAGUACUUCUACAAUAACACAAGAUACUUGUUCCUCAAAAACAAUGCAUUCUGCCAUAAUGUUCAUUAAAGAGUUUACAGUAAAAAUAAGAUUAGGGAUAAACUUCUCAAAAAUUGUACAUCUGUGUAACUAAACCACUAACAAAAACAUGAAUAGUCCUUCUAGAGGUAACCUGGAUAGCCUAGGCAGGCAACUUAUCAUGUGGUGAAGGCCGCCUCAGGGGUUGUUAAAAAUGCACGGAAACAAUUGAGUGGGAUUAUUGGUUUCUGAGCACUGAGCAGAGCAGGUGGAAGAGGAACUUUGAGCAUAGGAGGAAAUGCAACCCGUCAGGGCCGGAAUCAUGCAAAUCUCAGGGGUAUGCCUCGCUGGGGAGGAGCCCCAGGUGCAGGCACUCCUUGUAUUUCCCUAAGAAAGAGCUGAAAUGACUGAGAACUUUCCUUUCCUCCUUAGAGUUACAAUUUUACUUCUGCUAUUCCAGAGCCCAUGCCUAGAAGCCAGAACAACUCCAUGUUACACUGAGUUCACGCUCCUAUUUACUGAUCACAAAUGAGCUCAUUGAUGUCAUAGAAACAUUUAUUGUAACCUAACAGACCAUCACAGAUUGGAAACUUGGUAGAUAGCAGAGCAUGGUAUUAGUGAAAAAGGUUCAAAAUACACAAGUAACAUACACUCUGAAAAACGUGCAGAUAAUUUGCUGAUGAUGCCAAAGAGGGGAUGCGCAUGGCAAGACUUUGCCUUACCCUAGAUUCUCUGUGUCUCAUGGUUUCCUUUUCCUCUUGACUGUCUUUACAAGUGUUUUUUAUUUUGGCCUCCUGAGCCCAGAGAUAUUAAUGGAGAUCUGUAUGCAAUAUUUGACAGAAUCUAAUGGAAACCAUCCAUUUACUCAUGAUAAAGCUUUAUCAUUGGAUUUCUGUGUCUUCACUAGAACACCAUUGUCAUCUCAUAUUGAUCAGUUAUUUUAAUCCAGCACUUACAUGUUGUUGAUAAAUGAAAGCUGAAUUGUUACUUAAUAAAUUCACUUCGUUUAGUAAGAAAAAA